UCGUUUCCGCCUUCUCACGCCCACGAAGAGCUGCCGCCAUCCCCGUUCUCUUUCCCGACUCCGAGAGUCCCGGGAGCUGGGGGAAGGGGUUGCCCGCAGAGAUUGGGGCCAGGACCCGGGGUGAGGCGGGACUUCCGCGUCCCGCCGGAAGUGAUGCGACAGUCGCGACCGCCGCCAGGUGGAACGGCAGGUGGGUUCAGGUGCCAGCCUGGCCUGGACCCGGCCUGGGACUGACGCUUCCGUUCCCCGUCCCCCUCCCGAGCUGGGCAGUUAGCCAGCCCACCCCGACUCCCGGAACCAUGUUUGCAGACUUGGAUUAUGACAUCGAGGAGGACAAACUUGGAAUCCCUACCGUGCCCGGGAAGGUGACCCUGCAGAAGGACGCUCAGAACCUGAUCGGCAUCAGCAUUGGAGGAGGGGCCCAGUACUGUCCCUGCCUCUAUAUUGUCCAGGUAUUUGACAACACCCCAGCAGCCUUGGACGGCACGGUGGCAGCUGGCGAUGAGAUCACUGGUGUCAAUGGCAGGUCAAUCAAAGGGAAAACCAAGGUAGAGGUGGCGAAGAUGAUUCAGGAGGUGAAGGGGGAGGUGACCAUCCACUACAACAAGCUGCAGGCAGACCCCAAGCAGGGCAUGUCCCUGGACAUCGUGCUGAAGAAGGUCAAACACCGGCUGGUGGAGAACAUGAGCUCGGGGACUGCAGAUGCCCUGGGCCUGAGCCGGGCCAUCCUGUGCAACGAUGGGCUUAUCAAGCGGCUGGAGGAGCUGGAGCGGACCGCCGAGCUCUACAAAGGGAUGACGGAGCACACCAAGAACCUCCUGCGGGCCUUCUAUGAGCUGUCGCAGACCCACCGGGCCUUUGGGGACGUGUUCUCUGUGAUUGGGGUGCGGGAGCCCCAGCCAGCCGCGAGCGAGGCGUUCGUGAAGUUUGCCGAUGCCCACCGCAGCAUAGAGAAGUUUGGCAUUCGGCUGCUGAAAACCAUCAAGCCGAUGCUUACGGACCUGAAUACUUACCUCAACAAAGCCAUCCCCGACACCCGGCUCACCAUCAAGAAGUACCUGGACGUGAAGUUUGAGUACCUGUCGUACUGUCUGAAGGUGAAGGAGAUGGACGACGAGGAGUACAGCUGCAUCGCCCUAGGGGAGCCCCUGUAUCGGGUGAGCACAGGCAACUACGAGUACCGCCUGAUCCUGCGCUGCCGCCAGGAGGCCCGCGCCCGCUUCUCCCAGAUGCGCAAGGACGUGCUGGAGAAGAUGGAGCUGCUGGACCAGAAGCAUGUCCAGGACAUCGUGUUCCAGCUGCAGCGCUUCGUGUCCACCCUGUCCAAGUACUACACCGACUGCUACGCCGUGCUGCGCGGUGCCGACGUCUUCCCCAUCGAGGUGGACCUGGCGCACACCACGCUGGCCUACGGCCUCGCCCAGGACGGCUUCACCGAUGGGGAGGACGACGAUGAGGAUGAGGAGGAGGACACGGCGGCCACUGAGCCGUCUCGGGACAUAGGAGGGGCUGGCGGGCCCCUGGACAAGGGUGGCAGCUGGUGUGACUCCUGAGGGCCGCGCCGGGUGCGGAGCUGGGGGGUAGGGUGAGUGGGAGGAGCAGCGUGGGAGCUGGGGGGCCGCGGCAGAGGCGCUUAAAGGCCUGCGGCUUGGGGCGCCUGCCUCUCCGCGCCUCUUCUAGCACAGCGACCCAGGCCCCUGCCCAGGGAAGGCGCCAGGCACCUAGACACCGGCCCUCCGUCCUUUCUUCCUCCCCAGCCAGAGGGAGCACUCCGUGUCUGACCCUGCCCGGGGAAGGAGAGCGGGCAGGGAGAGGAGGGGUCGGAGGUGGCAGGAGGUCCAGGUCCGACCCCGUGGCACCAUCGCUGGCCCCCGGAGCGUGCCGGGAGUGGCCGGGGGUGAACAGCCUUCAGCUGGCCCGGCUGGCCCCAGCCAGUGCGCACGUACACCUCGGCGGCCUUUAUUUAUUUCGUCCCCCAGCCCAGCCGCUUCUCUGGAAAAGGGCUGGGCACCGGGCUGUCUUGAAUAAACACAAACCCAGAUGGA
Messenger RNA from Tupaia belangeri chinensis (Chinese tree shrew), 2045 nucleotides. It is a transcript of the gene PICK1, whose product is annotated as protein interacting with PRKCA 1. Gene Ontology annotation, biological process: dendritic spine maintenance; receptor clustering; regulation of Arp2/3 complex-mediated actin nucleation. The record is from RefSeq and is a predicted model, not a curated record. NCBI's taxonomy places the organism in Eukaryota, Metazoa, Chordata, Mammalia, Scandentia, Tupaiidae. The coding region runs from base 300 to 1553 and encodes 417 amino acids. Gene Ontology annotation, molecular function: protein domain specific binding; phospholipid binding; protein kinase C binding. Gene Ontology annotation, cellular component: neuron projection; postsynaptic early endosome; synaptic vesicle. The transcript has 14 exons.